AUGGCAUUAACAAUAGGAUCAAAUAAAUUCGAGCUAAAAUUGACCACAAUAGAUUUGGUUGGUGGCAUAUUCUGCAAUGUAUGCAAAGCAACUUUCAGGAAUAAGGUUGAAUAUGAUAUCCACUUCAGAAGUCAUUCCGGUCGAAGCAGUAUUGUUUACACAUGCGUGAUCUGCCAUAAGGAUUUCAACCUCUAUGCAUGUUUUAGAGGCCACUGUUAUAAUAACCAUGUUAUCAAAAACAGAUAUACAUGUGAACAUUGUAAUAAACAUUUCUCAAAAUUACAAAGUCUCCAGGAGCAUAAUAAAUCAAAACAUAUGAUCAAAUGCCCGGACUGCAAUGAUAGCUUCUUAAACAAGAAGGAACUUAACAUACACAGAGUCAUUAUCCAUAAAGAGGAACACGAAGAACAAACAUGUCGAGUCUGCCAUUCUGAGAUACGCACUUUAGAGGAGUGUAAAGAGCAUAUAGACCUUCACCGCCAAUACGUUUACUCUUGCCCCAUAUGCCAAGAGGAAAUAGCCUAUAUAGAGGAUUCCGUGAAACAUUUGAAGACUCAUUUCAGUAUCUAUGAUUCUGACGAUGCAGCAUUGACCCCAGAAAAUGUUCUAGAACAGCUCUGUGCAAUUUCAUGCAGUAUAUGCUCAGUGGUGUGCCCGAACCGGGUGGAGUUUGAUUCCCAUUUCUCAUCUGUUCAUGCUGAUAAGGAUAUAAUUUACACUUGCAUUGUGUGUGGGAAGGAGUUUGACAAGUAUUCCCAAUUCCGAUUGCAUAUCAAUAGGCAUUAUACUGAUAAUAAAUUUGAAUGUGACACUUGCAAUGAACCAUUCUCCUGCCUAUCAAAACUGGUGGCUCAUGUGUCGGGCUGCGCUGGCGCAACCGAUCGCAAGAAACACAAGCCUUACGUCUGUUUUCACUGCGGCCACAGAUAUUUUAUGGAGCACUCGCUCUUCAAGCACAUCUCUGACGCGCACAACGGGUUUGAUUUCCGCUGCAAGGAGCCUGGGUGUGAUCUAGUUUUCGAAAAACGUCGCGAUCUAUUGCUGCACUCUCGCCAGCACAACAGCAAAGUGCAGAACUGGUGUCGUCAAUGCGGCCAGGACUUCAUCUCGUUGGCCGCCUGUAAGGAGCAUCUUGAAGUUCACAAGAAGAACAAUCACACUUGCAUCAUUUGCAACAAGAACUACACCGAGAUGACAUACUUACUCAAACAUAUAGUUUUUCACUUCAAAACUAAAGUAUAUGUUUGUAAGGAAUGCGGGAAGACCUACAGCGCGAAACGUCGUCUCCUACAACACAUGAAAACCCACUCCACCAUCAAAAUCCACGCUUGCACCCACUGCCCGAAGACGUUCGCGAAAAGCUCCCAUCUACUUCAACAUCUCCCCAUUCACACCGGGGAAAAAUCUUUCCAGUGCACCAUUUGCGAUAAAAAGUUCACGUGCUCCGCAAACUUAAACAAACACCAGGGUAAAAUGCACUUAGUGCCAUCCAAUAAGCCCACAGAUAAUAUAAAAGCUGUGAGUGCAGUGAAGCGAUGGAGACUGAAACGAUCGUUCAAGAAGGAGAUUGAAAAAGACCUGCAGCUCUUCGAGAGUGAAAAGGUUAUUGAUCCGAAGGUUCACAUCCUAACUUCAAUCAUUGAAGAACCACACACCAAUCCCAACUUACCAGCUCCGAACUCAGACAUUGUGCCUCUUGAAUAUGGCCCAGAAAUAAUGACUGUCGCUAUUGACGACCACAUGCUGCCCCACAUCGACCCCUUGCUCACAAUAAGAACUGAAGAGACAAUGCCUCAGCAAAACAUAUGCCUCGAGGGAGGCCAGACGUUUGUGGACAUGCAAAAUUAUGACUUUAACCAAACCGACAUUGAGAGUCAAAAUUGGGCACCCCCAAUGCUCACGAAGGUUUACUGUAGCUACGAAGACACAAAUUGUAUGACCAUCGUAAAUACGGAUAUAUUUUGA
Molecule: messenger RNA, 1965 nt
Organism: Leptosia nina
Lineage: Eukaryota; Metazoa; Arthropoda; Insecta; Lepidoptera; Pieridae
Source: the annotation of a GenBank genome assembly